Lepus europaeus (European hare) is the source of this 3385-nucleotide messenger RNA. It is a transcript of the gene SNCAIP, whose product is annotated as synuclein alpha interacting protein. Gene Ontology annotation, molecular function: ubiquitin protein ligase binding. Bases 119 to 3028 code for a protein of 969 amino acids. NCBI's taxonomy places the organism in Eukaryota, Metazoa, Chordata, Mammalia, Lagomorpha, Leporidae. The record is from RefSeq and is a predicted model, not a curated record. The transcript is spliced from 12 exons.
CUCGUCGCGCCGUUCCAGCUGUCCGUCCGUGCGUCCGUCCGGCUUUCCACGCGCGCCCCCCGCCACCCCGCGGAAUUUGUAAGUAUUUGACCACACUCAAAAUGUGCAAAGAAGAAUAAUGGAAGCCCCUGAAUACCUUGAUUUGGAUGAAAUAGACUUCAGUGAUGACAUAUCUUAUUCAGUCACGUCGCUCAAGACCAUCCCAGAACUGUGCCGAAGAUGUGAUUCGCAAAACGAAGACAGAUCAGUUUCUGGCUCUGGCUGGAAUUGUGGCGUCUCGACUCUCAUUACCAACACACAGAAGCCCACGGGGAUCGCCGACGUAUAUAGCAAGUUCCGCCCGGUGAAACGGGUUUCCCCACUGAAACACCAGCCGGAGACCCUGGACAGCAAUGAAAGCGAUGAUCAAAAGAACCAGAAGGGGGACCUCCAGAAAGGGGGUGACUCUGAUGCGGGCCCCCAGCCUGAGGAGCUGGGCCCCGAAGAGGGAGUCGGGGGCGUGCCUGGGAAAGGCUCGGAGCCCAGCCCGGCGCUGGGCGAGCUGGAGCACUAUGACCUCGACAUGGAUGAGAUCCUGGAUGUGCCUUACAUCAAGUCCAACCAACAGCUUGCCUCUUUCAGCAAGGUGGCUUCGGAAAAAAGGAUUUUGGGUUUAUGCACGACCGUCAACGGCCUCGCCACCAGCAAAGCCUGCUGUGCAGAAGGUGCCGAGAACCCACCAUCCACCACCACGCCCUUCUGUGUCCUGUCUCCCGUGAAAAGCCCUCACCUGAGAAAAGCAUCCACCGCCCUGUGCGAUCAGCACAAGCUGGGCCCGGACGACUCCGAGGGCGCGCCCGCUCCGGUUCCUUGUGUCUCUGCCUAUGAGCCUGAGAGCCAGAGCAGAGACUUCCCGAACAAGGCCUUCGCAGAACCACAUGGCGGAAAGGCCGAGAAGGCGCUGCCCGACUGCCAGCUCCGGGCCUUCCGCCUGCCAUGCUCGGCCGCAGAAGCCAAGCUGGAGGAGCAGGUCAACGGCGUGAGCUGGCCCACCUGCCCGGGCCCCGAGGAGAAGACCGAGCACCAGAAGAAAGUCAAGAGCAUCCUGAACAUCGUCAGAGAAGGGCAGAUCUCGCUCCUGCCACACCUCGCCGCAGACAACCUGGACAAGAUUCACGACGAGAACGGGAACAACCUGCUACACAUCGCCGCCUCGCAGGGGCACGCCGAGUGCCUGCAGCACCUCACCUCCCUCAUGGGGGAAGACGGCCUCAAUGAGCGCAACGCGGGCAAGCUGACCCCCGCGGGCCUGGCCAUCAAGAACGGCCAGCUGGAGUGUGUGCGCUGGAUGGUGAGUGAGACGGAAGCCAUCGCAGAGCUGAGUUGUUCCAGGGACUUCCCCAGCCUCAUUCAUUACGCGGGCUGCUAUGGCCAGGAAAAGAUUCUGCUGUGGCUCCUCCAGUUUAUGCAGGAGCAGGGCAUCUCACUGGACGAAGUGGACCAGGACGGCAACAGUGCUGUUCACGUGGCCUCGCAGCACGGCUUCCUGGGCUGUAUACAGACCCUGGUGGAAUAUGGAGCAAACGUCACCAUGCAGAACCACGCAGGGGAGAAGCCAUCCCAGAGUGCUGAGCGGCAUGGCCACACCCUGUGCUCCCGGUACCUGGUGGUGGUCGAGACCUGCAUGUCACUGGCCUCACAAGUGGUGAAGCUGACCAAGCAGCUCAAGGAACAGACGGUGGAGCGCGUCACCCUCCAGACCCAGCUCCAGCAGCUUCUGGAAGCCCAGAAGACAGAGGGCAAGUCACUCCCCUCCUCACCCAGCUCGCCAUCCUCACCGGCUUCCAGAACGGCACAGUGGAAGGCUCCAGACACAGAUGAGGAGUCUGCGGCCAGGACCAAGCCGGGGAUCCAAGAAGGGAUUCAGGUGCUCGGCAGCCUGUCCGCGGCCAGCCGUGCCAGGGCCAAAGCCAAAGACGAAGAUUCCGAUAAAAUCCUACGUCAGUUACUGGGGAAAGAAAUCUCAGAAAAUGUCUGCACCCAAGAAAAGCUGUCCUUGGAAUUCCAGGAUGCUCAGGCUUCCUCUAGAAAUCCAAAGAAGACCCCAGCGGAGAAGAGGGAGCUGAAGUUAGCCAGGCUAAGACAGCUGAUGCAGAGGUCUCUGAGCGAGUCCGACACAGACCCCACCAACCCUGAGGACCCCAAAAGCACCCCGGUGAGGAAGCCCGACAGGCCCAGGCCACAGCCCAUCGUGGAGAGCGUGGAGGGCACGGAGGGCACCGAGAGCUUGCACCUGAUGAUAAAGAAACACAGCUUGGCCUCGGGACGCAGGUUUCCUUUUGGUAUCAAGGCCUCCAGAUCUCUGGAUGGCCACAGCCCUUCUCCCACCUCAGAGAGCUGCGAAGCGGACCUGGAAUCCCAGUACCCAGGCCCCGGGAGCGCUCCUCCAAGCCAGGCCCCUGGAGACCCCACUCAGCCCAGCCCCGACAGCCCUGCAGCCCAGAAAGUGGCCACCAGUCCCAAGAGCGCCCUCAAGUCUCCAUCUUCCAAGCGCCGGACGUCUCAGAACUUGAAACUCAGAGUGACUUUUGAGGAGCCCGUGGUGCAGAUGGAGCAAACGAGCCUUGACCCGAGUGGGGAGAGAGACAAAGACAGGGGCAGGACCCUCCCUCGGACCUCCCCAGGGAGCGAGUCCGGGGAUCAGCUGAAAAGGCCUUUUGGGACCUUCCGGUCCAUCAUGGAGACACUAAGUGGCAACCAGAACAACAGUAAUAACUACCAGGUGGCCAGCCAGCUGAAGACCUCAACCUUGCCCUUAACCUCGCUCGGAAGGAAGACGACAGAUGCCAAGGGAAGCCCUGUGAGCUCUGCCGGCAAAGGAAAGAACAAGGCCGGGAUGUUCGGCAGCUGCGUCAGUCUGUCCUCUAACACGCUGACCGAAGAGCGCCUGCGUGGCUGUGCACGGCCUAAUGACAUCAGUAGAAAAAUGAAGAAAUCCUACAGCAUAAAGCACAGUGCUGAGCCAGAGUCAGAGGAACUCUUCUUGUAAAUCCCUUUUUCCAAACCUCUCACCGAUGCCCGUGGGACACCAUUGGAAAUUACCGGACCUAGAACCACAAAACACCACCUCACCAGCAGAAGAACGCAGUAUCAGGAUGCCUUAAAUUUAUAGUAUUAGACUGUAGAAGAUACAUUUUGGGUGAUAAAUGUAUAUAAACUUGUUUUUAAAGAGAUGCUGUUUAAAAGCACGAUUGGGCAACUGUUUUUUAACAUUGGAUGGAGCCAGCCAACACGCAGGACACUGACCAAGCCAUACCAUUUUGUGUUUGAGUUGCAUGCUGACGUGUGGCUGAACUUCCCUCUCCCCCUAACGCUCAGUUCCUGAGUGAGGCCAGGUCAGUGGUAC